Molecule: messenger RNA, 1256 nt
Organism: Choloepus didactylus (southern two-toed sloth)
Lineage: Eukaryota; Metazoa; Chordata; Mammalia; Pilosa; Megalonychidae
Gene: EIF3F
Product: eukaryotic translation initiation factor 3 subunit F
Exons: 8
Coding region: 31-1104 (357 amino acids)
Biological process (GO): translational initiation
Cellular component (GO): eukaryotic translation initiation factor 3 complex, eIF3m
Molecular function (GO): translation initiation factor binding; metallopeptidase activity; translation initiation factor activity
Source: RefSeq, a predicted model, not a curated record
UCUUUCCUUGGCUCUUUCUUUCUGGACAAGAUGGCCACACCGGCGGUACCGGGGAGUUCUCCUCCUGCUACUCCAGCUCCGGCACCUGCUACUACGCCGGCCCCAGCCCCUGCCUCAGCCCCAGCUUCGGCUGCGGCUCCAGCUCUAGCGCCGGUUCCGGCGCCAUCUUCCGAUCCGGCGGCGGCGGCAGCUCCGACCGCGGCUGCGGGGCAGACCCCGACCUCAACGCAAGCCCCGGCGCAGACUCCCGCGCCGCCGUUGCCUGGUCCGGCCCUCCCAGGGCCGUUCCCUGGCGGCCGCGUGGUCAGGCUGCACCCGGUCAUUUUGGCCUCCAUCGUGGACAGCUACGAGCGACGGAAUGAGGGUGCGGCCCGAGUUAUCGGGACCCUGCUGGGAACUGUUGACAAACACUCAGUAGAAGUCACCAAUUGCUUUUCAGUGCCACACAAUGAGUCUGAAGAUGAGGUGGCUGUUGACAUGGAAUUUGCUAAGAACAUGUAUGAAUUGCACAAGAAAGUCUCUCCAAAUGAACUCAUCCUGGGCUGGUACGCUACAGGCCAUGACAUCACAGAGCACUCUGUGCUGAUCCACGAAUACUACAGCCGGGAGGCUCCCAAUCCCAUUCACCUCACCGUGGACACAAGCCUCCAGAAUGGCCGCAUGAGCAUCAAGGCCUAUGUCAGCACUUUGAUGGGUGUUCCUGGGAGGACCAUGGGGGUGAUGUUUACACCUCUGACAGUGAAAUAUGCAUAUUAUGACACCGAACGCAUUGGAGUUGACCUGAUCAUGAAGACCUGUUUUAGCCCCAACCGGGUGAUUGGACUCUCGAGUGACCUACAGCAAGUAGGAGGAGCAUCAGCUCGCAUCCAGGACACCUUAAGCACAGUGUUGCAAUAUGCAGAGGAUGUACUGUCUGGAAAGGUGUCAGCUGACAAUACCGUGGGCCGCUUCUUGAUGAGUCUGGUUAACCAAGUACCCAAAAUAGUUCCUGAUGACUUUGAGACCAUGCUCAACAGCAACAUCAAUGACCUGCUGAUGGUGACCUACCUGGCCAAUCUCACGCAGUCACAGAUUGCUCUCAAUGAGAAACUUGUAAACCUGUGAAUGGGCCCCAAGCAGCAUUCCAGCCACUCUGGACCCCAGCCCUAGGACUCAUAAUGGAGUGAAGGAGAAAUGGUAUCUUUGUGGUCUUGAGGCACACUGAGUCAGUCAACUAAUUGUGACUAAAUAAAUGUAGCCUAUCUUUUGUAAACAAA